This is a messenger RNA of Paecilomyces variotii, 652 nucleotides long. RefSeq lists its product as hypothetical. The coding region runs from base 260 to 568 and encodes 102 amino acids. NCBI's taxonomy places the organism in Eukaryota, Fungi, Ascomycota, Eurotiomycetes, Eurotiales, Thermoascaceae. The record is from RefSeq and is a predicted model, not a curated record. The transcript is spliced from 2 exons.
CCUGUUCCAUAUCAUUUAACAAACCCUAAUGCUUUUAACAAUCGGCACAUAAAUAGAUAACAUACUGUGAGUGAUCAAGCGUCGCAAUCUCUGAAACCUUCCAAAAAGGCAGGCGGUCUGUCAUGGCAGUUUCUCGGAGUUUCCCGCAAAUAAAUAGAGUACCCAGCUCUCAUUAUGAAGUCCUCGCUAUUUGAACUUGGUCGACUGCCAACACCAAUUGAUACCACGCAAGCAAGUUAAUACACAUGUUAUAAAAAGAAUGGCAUCCACGGCAUCCACCCAAAAAUUCAAACGUCUAGUUUUGACUGCAGCUGUAACCACGAUCACCAUCGCGGGUACUCUCUACGGAGCAGGACUGAAGACCGAGCAAGAAGCCAAGCAGGCAGAGAAACAACGCAAGGAAACCCCCAUCGAUGACCACAUCGAAUCUCUCCGAACUCUGCGCAACGAACUAGUCACGAAAAGAAACACGGUCCAGAAACAGAUCCAAGACUUAGAGACCCGUGCUGAGGAGAAGAAAAGAAAGGGUCUCGGUGUGGCUCCCGGACAGAGGCCAGAUGAAGGAUGAUUGGGGCAACGGCAAGGAUAGCAUUGAGACUCUCUUACCAUCGACGAAUGCACUCCAUCGGUUCUUGUUCGGCGGAUUCUAGCU